Messenger RNA from Asparagus officinalis (garden asparagus), 1314 nucleotides. Its product is annotated as BI1-like protein. The transcript has 5 exons. Gene Ontology annotation, cellular component: membrane. The coding region runs from base 1 to 1029 and encodes 342 amino acids. NCBI's taxonomy places the organism in Eukaryota, Viridiplantae, Streptophyta, Magnoliopsida, Asparagales, Asparagaceae. The record is from RefSeq and is a predicted model, not a curated record.
AUGGUGGAGGCGAUGAUAAAGAGCAAGGCAGCGGCUUUAACCGUCGCCGAGAGAUGCAGAAGCAUUUUGGGUGCAAAUUCCCAAGCUCACCUCAACACCAUCAAAGUCGACUCCAAAGGCAGCAAGAGUGAGAUUCACACUUCGAAGGUGCACUAUAUUUUCAAGAGGGGAAAGCCUUACAUCUGGGUUCAUGAAGGAGACUUGCAUAAUACCAACAUAAUCAUUGAUGAGCGAGGUUCUUUUUCUGUCAGCAAUGUCGUUCCAGGUCCACUUACGGGUUUGCUCAAAUCUAUAAGAAAGCUGCCAGCUUGUGCUGCUUUAGCGGGGCGGCGAGUAUCGAAUCGGGCGCGGAGCCUCUGGACGAUGCUUGAGGCGCCAGAGCUCCGAUGGGCGUUCAUUCGUAAGAUCUACACGAUCCUCACCGUCCAAUUGCUGAUGACCGUCGCCGUUGCAUCAGUCGUCGUAUCCGUACGGCCGAUCUCUCACUUUUUCGCCUCCACGAACGCUGGAUUAGGGCUUUGGAUCUUUCUCAUCAUUCUCCCGUUCAUACUUUUGUUCCCUUUGCAUUAUUAUUAUCAGAAGCAUCCGGUGAAUUUGAUUCUUCUUGGAUUGUUCACGGUGACGAUUAGCUUUGCUGUUGGAUUGUCUUGCGCAUUCACCAGCGCAAAGGUCAUUCUGGAGGCUGCUAUUCUGACUGCUGUUGUAGUUUUGGGUCUCACCCUCUACACAUUCUGGGCAGCAAAGAGAGGCCAUGACUUUAGUUUCCUUGGUCCUUUCCUCUUUUCUGCUGUCAUGGUGAUGCUUGUGUUCUCUCUCAUCCAGGUGUUUUUUCCGUUGGGUAAGAUAUCUGUGAUGAUCUACGGUGGACUUGGAGCGAUAGUAUUCUCUGGAUAUAUUGUAUAUGACACAGACAACUUGAUCAAGCGCUACUCCUACGAUGAAUAUGUCUGGGCUUCUGUUGCUCUCUAUCUUGACAUCGUCAACCUUUUCCUUAGUUUACUUACUUUACUUAGAGCUGCUAACAAUUAAAUUUCAGGCGUAUGGAAGUAUGCAGCUCAAAUGAAUACAUUCUUAUUUUAGAGUAAAGACUCAUGGAUAUAAGUAAAGCUUUUACCUAAAAGGAGAAAUCUGAAUUUAGGUUUGUACAUAUCAAUUGUCUUUCAUUGGAGACCGUAAUAUUCCCGUUUUAAUAAGAAGUGGUGUCAAAUUGGCAUAAGAAGUGGUGUCAAAUUGGCAUGACCAAAUUGGUAUAUUUUGUAGAAGCUUGGUGACAUUGUAUAUUUUUUUAGUUUUGUCAGAUUGAUAUAUUUUAUC